AUGACGAGAAUUACCCCACUUCUCGAGACGGAACAGACACCUACUACCUCGAAGCCACAACGUAUAUCUUCACAUAUAACACUCCAGGCUCCGCUUUCAAGGAGAGGAAGAGGGCCAGGACUGGUGCUUGUGCUGGAUCAUUAUGCGGAGAUUGGGCCGAGUGAGAAGUAUUUGGAUCCACCGCCGUUGCAGAAGUGGGCGGAAGAAGGGUUUGCUGUUGUGCAGGUAUGCAAUGAAGCCGAGGACGGCGGAGAGUUCCCGCUGCAAAAAGCGCUAGAUGCCCUCAAAAACUGUGAUGGAUGCGAGUUUGAGAAAGGGGUUGGUUUAAUUUCGUACAUAUCGCGAAUUCCUUACUAUGUCGAGGAAGCCGCAUGCCAAAAUCCAGCUAUCAAAGCUCUCAUAUCCUACGGUGGCAGAAAAUUCGUUUCUCUCAGCUCUACCAACCAACCACCCCAGCUGGUCCAUACAUCCGGUCCUCCAUUCGCUCACCGUCGCCAGUCGUCAUCGGAAUCCGUUGGCAUCUCCCCCAGUAGUGUCAAGACAUACCGCUACGAGGAUGCAGAAAAAGAAUCCGGCUGGAUCCUCCCCAGCGACCCAAACUACCACAAACGCAACGCCGGAAUAGCGCACACCAGAAGUCUAACAUUCCUCAAAACAUUCCUGGGGGGCCCUUACUUUGACCUCGAAGCCGUAUGGGAAGAACACACAAAAUACGAGUUCGGUGAACGAGACGUAGCCAAAACAAUGGCAACAAUGGUUGACCAACCCUAUGUCAACCACAUCCCCACAAUGACCGGCGGAAUAGGCAAAUCAAACCUAACCUCCUUCUACACCCACCACUUCAUCUUCAGCAACCCCCCAGACACCUCCCUCACCCUCAUCUCCCGCACCGUAGGCAUCGACCGCGUAAUCGACGAAUUCAUCUUCACCCUCACCCACACCAGCACCGUCCCCUGGCUCCUCCCGGGUAUCCCUCCCACCGGCAAACGUCUCGCCAUCCCUUUUACGUCCGUCGUCGCGCUGCGCGGCGAUAGACUGUGCCACGAGCAUAUUAGCUGGGACCACGCCUCGCUGCUGAAGCAGUGUGGGUUGCUGCCGGAGUACGUGAGGUUUCCGUAUCAGAUCGAGGGCGAGACCGUGCCGAGCGGGAAGAGGGUUGAGGUGCGAUUGCCGGUUGUGGGCGAGGAGGGGAGUAGGAAGUUGGGCGAUGAGGGGACAGAGGUGAGUAAUGCGUUGAUGGAGGGUACGUGGCGGGUUGUUGAUGAUGUUUGA
Molecule: messenger RNA, 1272 nt
Organism: Bipolaris oryzae ATCC 44560
Lineage: Eukaryota; Fungi; Ascomycota; Dothideomycetes; Pleosporales; Pleosporaceae
Exons: 4
Coding region: 1-1272 (423 amino acids)
Biological process (GO): polyketide metabolic process
Source: RefSeq, a predicted model, not a curated record